GGAGGAGGCGGCUGUGUGAGGAGUCAGACGUACCGGCCGGCCCCGCCCUCCUAAGCACGUUUUAUCCCGCUCGACUCUCCGUCCUGUCAGCGCGGGAUGAAUGAACGGCAGCCGGGAGUGAUAACGGGGUAUUACCGAAGGGUGGCCGGGGGUGAUAACGGGGAAUGAGUGAAGUGUGAUAACGGGGAUUAUCGAAGGGUGGCCGGUGGGUGACAGAGUAGUGACAGUACUGCUGAGUGACAGGAAGAGAACAACAUCAUCCAUGGCCGUACAGAGCGCCGAGCAACCCGCUCCUAGCGAGGAGGACUGGCUGGAAAUGAUGAUGGAGAGGAGCUUUACUGACCCGGAGGAGAAGCCUGAGGAUAGUUCCAGGUCCUUGAAGAAAAUAAUUCCCAGGACCAAACUGUGCCGAGGCUUGUAUAACAGAUACUGUGUGCUGGAUGUAAAGGAUGUGCAUGGAGUCCGAGAAGAGAAACAUCUCAUUAUUACAGCCAGCCAGGAAGGGGAGGAUACAGAGCUCUGCAUCCUCAAAGAUGACUGGUUUGAACUUCUUGUAAAGCCUGGUGACCUAAUUCAUCUUGAGGGUGACUGUAUACAGAAUACAUGGACUAUAAGCAGGGACUCUGGCUACCUCAUUUUUAACCCCGAUCUGCUCAUAUCGGGUACCAGCAUAGCCAAUGCCAUACGAUGUUUGAGAAGAUCCGUGCUAAGUGAAAAAUUCAAGGCUUCUGAUAAAGGAUCACGGCAAAUGCUGAUUGGUACAAUGUUGCAUGACAUUUUCCAGAAAGCCACUACACGGGGAUUUGGUGGUGACAUUUUGCAAAAGCUUGCUCUUCAAUCUGCACAUGUACCCAAAUAUCUGAAAGAAAUGUACCAACUGAAUUUAAGCCAAGCAGAUUUAAUGCAAGAAGUGGAAGAAUAUCUUCCAUCUUUUCAAAAGUGGGCAAGUGACUCUGUGAUCACUACUCACCAACACGUGGGGACACUAAACUUAUCAGCUGGUGGAACUGCAGCUCAAGUGUCUGAGUUUCUGGACAUUGAAGAAAACAUUUGGUCACCAAGAUUUGGCUUGAAAGGUAAAAUUGAUGUAACAGCCAAAGUAAAAAUACACCAGAAAACAAAAAGUCAUUUGAAAAUCAUGCCUCUGGAGCUGAAAACCGGCAAGGAGUCAAAUUCCAUUGAGCACAGGAGUCAGGUUAUUCUGUAUACUCUGCUAAGUCAGGAAAGAAGAGAGGAUCCCGAGUCUGGUCUACUCUUAUAUCUGAAGACUGGAAACAUGUACACAGUACCUGCAAAUCAUCUAGACAAAAGAGAAUUACUUAAAAUACGGAAUGGGUUGGCAUUUUAUUUGUCAAACGUAGUGCAUAAAUCCAAUAAUGGAAGUAAAGAAAUGACACUGUCUGCACUACCAACAAUGAUUGCUGACAAGCAAGCCUGCAAAUUUUGCUCACAAUCCCGAAAUUGUGCCCUUUACAGCAGGUCUGUAGAACAGCCAAGUGGAUCCUUCUACAUACCCAGUGAAAUGCUCCCCAUUAUUGAGAAUCAAACUGAACAUCUGAAAGAAUCCCACUUGCAGUACUUCAAUCUCUGGUACCUCAUGUGCUGUCUGGAAACCCAGUCAAAGGAAUCAAAAAAUGGUCGCAAAAAUAUCUGGAUGCAGUCAGCAGCUGAGAGAGAAGACAAUGGUCAGUGUGUCGGGGACCUCAUUAGGACAGAAAGUGUGGAGCCCUUGGCUGAAGGGCAGUACCUUCAUACUUUCCAUCGUCGGUCCGGUAACAUUCCAGCUAUCAAUCUGGCAACAGGGGAUAGAGUUGUAGUAAGUGGAGAAGAUACAAAAUUCCUUGCACUCUCUAGUGGAUUUAUCCGAGAUGUUAAUGAGAAUAAUAUCACCUGCAUUGUGGACAGGAGCCUAGCUAAGAUUCCUCAAGGUACGAUAUUUAGACUCGAUCAUGAGGAAGGAGGGGGUGGUCUGGAUUCCCAUCUAGGAAACUUAUCCAAGCUUAUGGAAAAUUCUCCUGGAAGUGAGAAACUCAGAGAUUUGAUCAUUGACUUUAGAAAGCCUCACUUUGUUCAGUUUCUAAGCUCAGUUCUGCCUCAUGAUGCCAAAGACAUUGUAGCCAACAUUUUAAAGGGGCUUAACAAGCCGCAAAAGCAAGCAAUGAAACGUGUCCUGCUGUCUAAAGACUACACGCUUAUUGUUGGCAUGCCCGGUACAGGGAAAACCACAACCAUCUGUACUUUGGUAAGAAUCCUCUAUGCCUGUGGAUUCAGUGUGUUGCUGACCAGUUACACACACUCUGCAGUAGACAAUAUUCUGUUAAAGCUGAAAAAAUUCCAGGUAGGAUUUCUGCGCUUGGGACGAACGCAGAAGAUCCAUCCAGAGAUUCAGAAGUAUGGCGAAGAAGAAAUCCUCAAAGCCAAAUCAAUAAAGACAUUAAGUGGGUUAGAAGAACUCUAUAACAGUCAGCCUGUUGUUGGGACAACGUGUAUGGGAGUCAACCAUCCAAUCUUCACUCGGCGGAGGUUUGAUUUCUGCAUUGUGGAUGAAGCUUCUCAGAUCAGCCAACCAAUCUGCCUCGGCCCCUUGUUCUUCGUUGACAGAUUUGUUUUAGUAGGGGAUCAUCAGCAACUUCCUCCUCUUGUUCAAAGUGCAGAAGCCAGAGAGCUAGGAAUGAGUGAAAGCUUGUUUAAAAGAUUGGAAAGGAACCAAGACGCAAUUGUCCACCUGAAUGUGCAGUAUCGCAUGAAUAGCAAAAUAAUGUCCCUGAGCAAUAAGUUGGUAUAUGGAGGACGUCUAGAGUGUGCCUCUGAACGGGUGUCUACAGCCACAGUCCAGUUACCUCAGCUGAAGUCUUUAAAGCUGGAGCUGGAAUUCAGGGGGACUCCUGAAAGUGCCUGGAUCAAAGAUGUCCUGGAGCCUAGUAACCCUGUCUUCUUCCUCAAUACAGAGAAGAUCCCCGCUCCAGAGACAGAAGAGAAAUGUGGUGUCAGUAACUUAAUUGAAGCUAAGCUGGUGGCGUACCUGGCAUUUCUUUUUGGAAAGGCUGGCUGUAAACCAUCAGACAUCGGGAUUAUCGCCCCCUAUCGCCAUCAGUUAAAAGUUAUCUCCACUUCUUUUGCAAAGCUGUCCUCCAGCACUGUGGAAGUUAACACUGUAGACAAGUACCAAGGGAGAGAUAAAAGUGUGAUCAUCGUUUCAUUUGUGAGAAGCAAUAUUGAUGGAAAGCUUGGUGAUCUUCUGAAGGAUUGGAGGAGGCUGAAUGUGGCCCUCACACGAGCAAAGCACAAACUGAUCUUGGUGGGCUGUGUUCCAACUCUUUCCCGCUUCGACUCAAUGCAGCAACUAAUCAGCUAUCUGGGGAAUGAGAAUUUAAUUCUUAAUCUCCCUCCAGCAGCUCAUGAGCAUCUCCAUGGCUGAGAAAAUUGUGAAAUGGUCUUCAUCGAUUCAGUUGUUACGUGUACUUUGAACAUAAUGUGAAAUCUGGAUUGGGAGUUUUAUUUUAUAGACUACUAUUGUUUAUACAAACUGAGCUGCUGAUUGAAUCAUUCCAGUGACGCUAAUAAUUGUGCCAUUGUUAAUCUAAACUUGCAUAUUUUUUUUUUUUAUGGACACAUGGAAAGAUUUUUCUCUGCCACACCUAUAAGCAUUUCAAAAAUACCUCAUUUGUUUUAAGCUAAUAAGUUAAAUGUGCAAACAUUUUUAAUACCAUGCAAAAAAUCCAUAUGAUCUGAAAUAUGGAAAGUAUUUUCGUAAUACUUGCUAUAAAUAAGCCAAUUUAAGCUGCUAUGGUAUUUGUUUUUUGAUACGGAUUCUUGUUUGUUUUGAACUAUUUAUAAAAAUUCUUAAGUAUUUUGUAUAUUUAUAUAAUAAUAAAAUGUAAUUUUGUAGAUUUAUGAUAAUAAAAGGUGAUGUUUUGCA
Rana temporaria (common frog) is the source of this 3919-nucleotide messenger RNA. It is a transcript of the gene DNA2, whose product is annotated as DNA replication helicase/nuclease 2. The transcript is spliced from 21 exons. Gene Ontology annotation, molecular function: 5'-flap endonuclease activity; single-stranded DNA helicase activity. Gene Ontology annotation, biological process: replication fork reversal. Lineage: Eukaryota; Metazoa; Chordata; Amphibia; Anura; Ranidae. The record is from RefSeq and is a predicted model, not a curated record. Gene Ontology annotation, cellular component: cytoplasm. Bases 263 to 3418 code for a protein of 1051 amino acids.